Molecule: messenger RNA, 921 nt
Organism: Rattus norvegicus (Norway rat)
Lineage: Eukaryota; Metazoa; Chordata; Mammalia; Rodentia; Muridae
Gene: Vom1r41
Product: vomeronasal 1 receptor 41
Exons: 1
Coding region: 7-921 (304 amino acids)
Biological process (GO): G protein-coupled receptor signaling pathway; signal transduction; sensory perception of chemical stimulus
Cellular component (GO): membrane; plasma membrane
Molecular function (GO): G protein-coupled receptor activity; pheromone receptor activity
Source: RefSeq, a predicted model, not a curated record
CUCAAAAUGGCUUUUGAAAAUAUUGUACUAGGAAUUUUCCUCUUCUCCCAGAUUACAGUGGGAAUGAUUGGCAAUUCCUCAAUACUAGUUUAUUAUGUCAUUUUGAAACUCACUGGAAAACAUUUAAUGCCUAAAGACCUGAUCAUAGAGCACUUGACUUUUGCCAAUUGCCUGUUUAUCAUCUCAAAAGGCAUUCCACAGACACUGUCAGAUUAUGGAUAUAAAAAUUUUCUAGAUGACUUUGGAUGUAAAUUGAUAAUAUAUAUUUACCGAAUAACCAGGGGAAUGUCCCUUUAUGCUAUGUGCCUAUUGAGUUGCUUCCAAGCAAUCACAAUCACCCAGAAAAAUUCCAGAUGGAUGAUGCUUAAACACAGAGUCACCAAGUACCUUGGUCCCUCUUGCUCAUUCAGCUGGCUUGUACAAUUAUUGCUAAACAUCUUGGCUGCAACAAGAGUGUCAGGCCCUCGUUACAACAAAAAUACAACUAGCAGGAUGAUUCAUGGGUACUGUUCAUGGUUUGCUUCAGGCAAUUUUGCAACUGUGAUGUAUUUAUUCUUAUUGUGCUUCUCUGAUGCUGUGUGUCUGGGUCUCAUGGCCUAUUCAAGUGUCUCCAUGGUGAGUAUCCUCUGCAGACAUAAGAAACAAGUCAAACAUAUCCAUACUGCUCAACACUUUCUAAAAGUCUCUCCUGAAGACAAAGCCACACAAACUAUCCUCAUCCUGGUGUGCACAUUUGUUCUAUCUUACUCAUUCUCCUCUCUUUUGGUAAUCUUUACGACCUACUCCAAAUAUCCAAUGCUAUGGGGAGUAAGUAUAUUUACAUUCCUAGAAAUAUGCUUUCCCAUAUUUUGCCCCUUUGUUCUCAUCAGCAGCAUGAAGUCUAGGUGCAGUAUAUUUUUACCCUGCUUUGGUAAGAGUUAG